GGUGGGGACGUCUUGGCUUCUCUCUUUGCCGCUUCUACACGGCUGUUUCAUCUCCCUUUUUUUUUCUCUAUCGAUCUCUUCCGUCUCUUCUCGCGCGGAUGGAUCCGAUCAGGUAAGAGUCGUGCCGGGUGCAGAUCUUUUCGUCUGUGACUUUCUUUUUUCGGGUUUUUUUGGGGGGGUCUUUGAGUUGUUUCGGAGAAGGUUGUGGGGGAGAUCUGCAUGGAACAAAGACAGCGGAAGAGGACGGGCGGAUCGAGCAUGAGCAGUUUCUUCCCUGGGAAGGUUUGGGGUUCUUUUUGGGUUUAGUAAACGGCUCGGAUGCACUGGAUGCUGUAUUGGCGUGAGAUUCGAAAUAAUCCGUACCUAAGCCGAAGAGAAAUUUGUUAUGGUUCAAGCGAUUGGCUGGGAAUCUACGCCGGAUCUGUUGGUCUUACGAUUUCAUCUUUUUGAAAGUUGAGUUGAGAAAAGCAAUGAUCUGAUAGUCCUUUAAGGCAGAAGGGGAAUCGGCAGCUUUGGUGGCCGUUGCUAUGAUAGUCCUUGUGUAAGCUUUCAACAAGUUCAUAAUUCUAAUUAGUUAAAUGGAAAGAUCGGGUUCAUAUUUUUAUUUCGCCUUCUUCUCAUGGUGUUAUUGUUGCUACUGUUUAAGUAGCUAGCUGUUGAGGAAUCGUGCCGAGGAAGCUAUGGCUGGCCUUCUUUUUGCUAUACCUUGUUGGUUAAAUCUAGAGGACAAUAAAACUUCAUUUGACAAGUCAAGGAAUCUUAAAUAAUUUGGGCCCUGGGUUUUGGUCCCAUGAAUACAAGAUUUUUGGCAGGAACAUAAGUCACUGAUGUUGGUCAGGAAAAAUGAAAAGUCAUGAUACUCCUGACCUAUGUGGAACGUGAAAUUUGGAUUGUGAUCUUGUUCAUUUUUUUUCCAGAAUCGACGCGUAUUUUAAGGAAUGGUUUUUCAGCAUCAUGAACUUUUGGGCAGAUGUUACAAAAUUUACUAAUUGACAGUUGACAUUCAUUUAAAUGGAUCGUGUUACCUUGACGGACUAUAAGGUUAUUGGUUGUUUUGACAGGCAUAACUUUUUUGGGUAACUGAGUGAUGGAUAUUUGUGCCUUUGGUAGAUCUGAUAAUGUACAGAAAUUAUGGAUUAAUACUGGUUUGUUGAACCACUUAUCACAUGAAACUGUUUGUUUUUUAUUUAUAUAAAUCUAAUUUAGUGGUGAAGAAAUAUGCGCUAUUUUAUGGAGGGUAACAAUUUGGAUACUGAGUCCUGUUCCACAUCUUAGCUUGUAUGCAUUAGUUUGAGAGAGUAGCAGGUGAAUUUCCUGAUCAUCUUGAGGACAAGUGUUCCGUUCUUGCUCUCAUCGAGUAUCCCAGCUUUUGUCCACAGGGUUGCAUAAGGAGUGGAAAACGAGUUCUGCAUUAAAUUAGGCUCCAGAUAUCAGCACUUGUAAGUUUGUGUCCUUGUGUAAUGCCUUUUCUGGGUAAGUGGUUAUAACAGGUAACUAGGCAAUUGCAGGAGAGGCAUGGGGAAGAUCAGGUUUUAAAGACCAUAUCAUGAUUCCUUCGUUCAGAAUCUGGAUUGAAACUGUCUUCUGCCUGGAAAGCAUUUGAGUGGCUUUUACUUGUUGCUAUAGAUCUAUGUAAAACUAUGUGCAUAAGAUUUAAAGUGGUUAUUGGACUGAGAUGAGAAACUAUAUGCUUUGCCGGACCAGUAAAUUCCAGUUGGGACAAUAUUUGAAACCAUGGUUCUAUUGUUCCUCAUUUUAUCUUCUUUCGGACUUCGGAGCUUCGUCCAAUUAUUCACCCAAAGAAAAUAUUUUUUAUUCUAUCUUUUCUAGUAGUUUCACCUUUACAUUCUUAUCCGGAUAUACUGAUUUUUCAUAAAUGUUGUUUCUUAACCGUUCAAUAUUGUGUUUCAUGGAGCAUAAGUUGUCUAAAAGCUAUCUUAUUAAAACUUUAUUUUAAUUUAAAGAGCACAUGAUGAUCAUGCAACACUCUUGAUUUAUUUUCCCACCUUAUCAUCAAUUUCUCCUUUUAAAUCCAAGAUUCCUAAACUUUUUAGUUAUAGAAACUUAUUUUUUAUUCAUCUUAAUAGGACCAUCCAUUUAUUUUUAGUAUUAAUAAAAUUACAAAUCAUCAUUGUAUGGUUAUUUGGUACAAUAAUUUUGUUGAUGCUGAUUAUAUUGUAGUGGCAUCAUUGAAAUGACAUUAAAUGGCAUCAUUUGUCUAUAUUUCUCUUGUCAGCUUUGGCUUCAUCACUGUAUCUAAUACUUAUCUGCUCAUGUUUGUGUACUCUUUUAGGGUUGAUGGUGGUGCACCUUCACAUUCUGAUAAUAGAUUAGUUGAUACUGCAUCAGCAUAGAUCAUUCUAUGUUUCACUCCGUUUAAGAGAAUUAAGAUAGGUUUUCUCUUGGUCAGCCAUAAUCUUAGCAAAUGCAGCUACAUAAAGAGUUUGAAACUGACCAUUCAGAUCAUCACUCUGGUGAGUCUAUUUCAGGUAUGCCAAUAAAAAAAAGGCUGUUUCAUUUGUCACAGUGCUCAUCUUCUCUGUCCCAAGAAACAUGUACAAUGCCCCAUAAUUGUCGGGGGCAACCUAAAAAGUUCUUUCUCGAAGAAGAAUCUUCGGUUUCAGAGAAUGGUGCUGCUCUAGCACUAGACACCAAUACCAUUCCUAAAGACUUCCUAAAGUCUUCCUCCACAUUAUCUGGUCAGAAAUCUUAUUUUUAUGGUCCUAACAUGUCAAUGUUUCAUUCAAGUGCUGUCCAAGCUGAUCAUGAGAACAUGGAACUCAAGAAAGCCACAAGUACUUUCAAGGGAUCAAAUAUGGUGGAAGAUCCGAACAUAGAUAACAGAUCAUCCCUUAGCUUGAGUAUGGAAAAAGGAAAACAGUUAGCACAACUCGGUAUAUCUGAAAUGGUUAUAGGUGACAGGCAUAUUGAAGGGAAAUUUUCUUCAAGUGAUGUGCCUGCAUUUAGAGGCGUUGAAACAACAUCCAAUAUGCGUUUAACAUCAUGUAAUGAUAAGAAAUAUCAUGGUUACAACUCAUUGGAGCGAGAGAAAGUUGAAAUGUGUUCAAUGGAUCUGCCUCUGGUCAAGGGGUCACAACAUCUGAAUCCAACCAUGUACAAUGACUUGGAUCCAAAAUAUGGUUCUGCUCAUCACUGUGUGAACAGAGUAAAUUGGGAUUUGAAUGUUCCGAUGGAAGUAUGGGAUGCCAGCAUAAAUGAUUCAAUUAUAGAACACGACAUCAAUAAUAGGUUAAAUCAGAGGGCCAUGCACCAGCAAAACAUUGACAGAUGCCUUUUCCAAACUACUCUAGGGACCAUUGGGAGUGAUUUGACAUUAGGAACAUCUAUGGUUGAGAAAAAUCAUUGCAGCCCCAGAUUGACAGAUCUGGGAAUGCCUGCUGAUGACGAUAGAGAGUAUGAAGGUGGCUUGGAAUUGCAGCUUAGACCACCUAGCCGGCCGGAGUUACGAAUUAAAUGGGGAAAGAUAGUGCCUCCCGAUCUAAGUCUGUCGUUGACUGGGAAUCUUUCAGAUGCAUCUUGUAGCGUUAUGAAACCUGAACCAUGUGAGGACAACAGUCAAAAAGAAACUGAAAAUUUUCAACUUAGUAGUCUAAAACCAGUGGGUAUUAGCCUUGUGAAAUCUGAACCAUGUGAUGAAAGUUCUCAGGGUGAAGCUUCCAGCGUAGCUGUUCCCUUUGAUCAGGAACCUUCAGUAGGCAGAAUGAGGAAAUCAGAAGCACCUCAGGAACUUGAGGGAAAGUCAUCAAAUCUGGAGUUGGAGAGUCAUCAAUUAACAUCGUGUUGUACAGACAUCCCAUUAAGUAAGGUUAAGGCUGUGGUUUUGAACUCUAAUGUUGUGCUUCAUGAUGGUAGCCCAGUUAUCCCUGAUAAUUUAAAGAUAAAAUCAGGUGAAAGCACUUGUCUAGCCUUAGACUGCACCGCAGUAUCAGGUGCUAGUAUACCUUGUAAAGCUGAGGUUAUGCUUACGGACACUUGCACUCACCAUGAUUCACAAAAAAGUACUGUUAAACCAUUGGAUAUGGUUGUAGGCUCCGUCGUUUCUGACGCAAAAGGAUUUAUUACAAAUGAAACAGAAAUUUCUGAAACUGCUGACGUAGCUUCUACACUGCAUCAUGAAUCUGUGGUUUCUGAUCUUGAAGAACCCAUGGCUUGUGAUGGUAUGUCCGAAGGUAGUGCUGAAAUGGACUUCUCAGGUGGUGAAUAUUAUACUUCACCGAAAGUAGUUGCUAGAGAUGAUCUCCAUGUUAGUGACAAAAGUGGUGUAUCAAGUGGUGGAGACCAGGACAGCAUGGACUUGCCUGCUGAGAUUCAGACAGAGCAGCCUAAUGACGAUGACCUACAGUUGGAUGCUUCUAAUCAUCUAAGGUGUUCAAGAGAUGAGAUCAGUAGAUCUGAAGGUGGUGAUCUUGAGGACAAAGGUGCUGAUCCUAGAGAUCCUGUGCCACAAUGUGCAAAUGAGGUUUCAUGUGACCAUGACGAGAAAAGAGUACAUGGAUAUAUGUCACAUUGUGCCAAUGAGGUUCCAUGCAAGAAUGUAAAGGAGGUACAGGGAGAUGUUGCUACAGCCUUGUUUAGUUCAAACAGUGUUCCCAUCAUGGUGGAAGUACAUUUGGAUAAAAAAGGAAAACAAAUAGUUUCUCAGGAGGCAAGGAGUGGUCAUAGUGCCAAAGAUAUUGAUGGGAAUAUGAAAGAUGAUAAAAAACAGACAAGUUGUGACUUGACAACAGAUGUGCAUGAAUUAUCAGUCACUAGAGUGCUAAGGGCAUCUUCUAGUAAGAGGCUUACAAAACCUUGUCAUGGAGGAAUAGAGAUGUGCCUUGGAAAGGACAAGGUCUCAGAGAUGAAGUCAAAUUCCUUCGAUGCGAUUGCAAAAACCAAUCGGAAUAACUUGGGCAAAUGGCAGAUUAGCGGUAUGUAUGCCAGUGCAUCUAUUAAGCAUCCGGAAUUGCCAGAGAGAGAUUUUGAUGUCAGUGGCAUUGUAAAUAAGCAUGUUGAUGAUGCAGGUAGGCAUAACCACAUUAAGAAUGCCGAUGCUAGCUGUAAGAAUAGACAGAUUGAAAAGGUAAGUUCACCUACUAUUAAGUCAUUUGGCCAGAGGAGGCCUAUUUCUGCUUGGACAGUUCCAUCAGGGACUGAGGAGAGAGUGAUUAUUAAGCAGAGGCAAGACAGAUUGUAUUCUGAAGGGAGAAGGCCUUCAAAAGUUGAAAGUAGGAAGAAUCAAGGACAGCGUGUUGAUAAAUGUGAUUCUAACUACAGAAGCACCAGAAGGCAUGGCAACAAGUAUUUUGAUCGGGAUUCUGACACCCAGUAUGCACCAGAACUUAAUAAUUCAGGGAAGCACCAUCUCCCGAAGCUGAGUAAACGGUUGGAAAUUCCAUUUGGCUCUGUUGGGAAUGCUGGUAGAUUAUUGAGAAAGCCAAUAAAUGAUCAGCCAAAUAAUUCAUCUUGUUUUCCAUCUUGGAGGCAGUUGCCAGGGCACCAAGAGGUACCAUCAUUGCUGGUUGCCCGAAGUGCUGGAUUCCUAGCAAAGAACACUACGUCGAACAGGUUCAUUGGGAGAAAAAUCCAUGAUGACACUCUACUGGCUCAUGAGGACAAUAUGAUUGGGAAUUUACCUGGUGAAAUGGUAGAUAAUGUAUUGUAUUCACGCCCGAACCUGCAAUAUGAGCCAACUGAGAAUGAUCUCAUGACAUGGGGAAGGAGCCUUUCACCUCUCCGGAGGAGGCUCCAUCCAGUACAGUACUAUCGAGCACACUCACCUCGUAUGUGGCCUUCACCUGGAAGAUCACCUGAAAUGGUAGUUGAUAGACAUCAAGAGCUAAUAAGACAUGGUCCAUCACCCGUUGUCAGGGUUGGUAUGUCGAGAUCACCCCAUCCACAACCUUGUUUUCCUGAAGAUGGAAUAGUCAGAAGGAAUGUUUCGCCGCCUUAUCCUCAGUUUCCUGCUGACAUGAGAGACAUGCUUCCUGUUGAUGAUCUUAACUUUCACAGGCCUGGUGGGGUUCUUCAGAGGAAUUUAAGGAGGUUUGACAUGAUGCCACAUGAUACUGUUGAGGACUACCUUGGACCUCCAGAGUUUGUCGAUCAUUUUGAUCGAAGGGAUUAUUAUGAUAGGCGUGAACGUGUUCAACCUUUGUAUCCAGGUUGUGAUCCUGGUGACAUUGGAAAGGAUGCUCUUCCUUAUGAUGAUGGUUGUCAUAUGCCUAACAGGUUUUUCCCAGUGGGUGAAGUGGUUCCUGCUAGGGGCAGCUCAAGGGACUUCGUCAGUCACAUAAGGAACCGACUUGGAAAUGCUACUAACAUAUUUCGAACACAGGAGCAGGGUGAAGAUUACAGAUAUCAUAGAAAACAAGGAUGGCAUGAAGGUGGUUUCAAUGAUAUGAGGCCUAAAAGGAGAAAGUUCUAAUAGUGUAGGUUGUUUUCAGGGUAUUAGCAUGUAUGCCAAGAAAACUGGUUGCCAGCUCUUCGGCUUGACUUCCCUCUUUUAUGGUGGCCCAGAUUUGGUCCUUCAUGGAGAAUGGUGCGAAUAGAAGGCGAUCAGCAUGACUCAGUUGGGUAAGUUAUUGAUGCUCAUUUAUCAGCAUGAGCAAGUUUGGGUAUUAAAGCCAUCAUCCUAAUUCUUCUUCGUGGACUAAUAUGUUGCACCAACAUGGUUGGCAUUACUGCAAAAAUAAAAGAAAAAUAUUGGUUGGUACCAAGGAAAAAUAUAUGUCGAGACAUGGCAUAGCAGUUUGAUCGUAUCCUUUUCAAGAACUUGUCAGGGAAAUAUACUUAGCUCUUUUUCUUCAUUGCCAAAGAUUAAUGGUCAGAAGAUGAGCGAAAAUGAAUCACUGUCUUUUGACUCGGUAUAUUAUAUCUUGCAUACAUCUACAGAAUCCUAAUUUUUCUUUAAUCUACUUGAGUCGCACAAUUAAGGCUUGUAACAAUCAUUUGGAUUAUCCAAAAGAGAUGUUUUAGCUGAUUUGGAUUAACCUCAAGAGGAGGAAAAGAGGAAAAGAGCAGAAAGUUUGCUGUUUGACUGGCACCUGCAACGUAUGUAUAUAUCUGGAUUUUAAUAUAAUAAAUUUAUGCCACAUAAUCAAUCAUGCAUAAUUUCCGGUAUUGUCAUUCUUCUAUAGAACCAGAUCUUCUACAGACUACUGGUUCUUUAUUGGAAGCUCUAUUGAAUAUUGUCAGCGUUAUAAGAAGAUACUGGAUAGACUUGCAGCAUGGACUGACUAAACCUGUAGCAGCUUAGUACCUUAAACUGGAUACUCUCAUCAAGCAUAUGAGUUCUGGACCACAGUGAUGGCAGUGGACACGUCUCCGUGUAGCGACCAUGAUGUGCCUGAAUCCGCACUUUUCUUCUGGGCUCUAUAGUAGUCUUUUUCUGACAUGGCUGAAUCAGUUCCAACACCCUCCAUCCUCCUCAGUAGGGAGCCGAUCUUGGCUUAAGGAGCUCUACCUUUCAUGAUGGGGCAUCUGUCCGACUUAAGGAGCUCUAUGGACAGGUAAAUCCUAACUAAAUCUCUCUCUUCUCUUUAUGGAGCUGAAGGAGUUUGUGAGACUGCAUUACUCAAUUACAAAUGGUCUACUUGCAAACAAUCAACCAUAUUGAACAUAUACGACGCCGAGAAGCUACUAUUACAAAUCUUGUAUACAUAACACCAAGAAAAACAAGGGGGAAGAAAGAACGAAGGAUACAAAGAUCAAAUCCUCGUACAAACAACUUUGGUGAUGACAGAUCUUAAUCCAGUUACCUCCCCUCUGACUUGAUCAACUGCGAGAAGACUUUGCUCAUGGAGACUUCCGUCAGAUCAUUGAGCGGUGACGUACCAGCUUCCCUUGCCGGUGUGCUCUCCAAGGCAUCCAUGUUUUGAAGCCGUGGUGAAAGCUCUGCAAUGCCAUUGAUGCUGUCUACCUGGGAAGCAUCGGCAUCUGCCUCUUGCAGGUGUAGCACGUACUCCAAGUUCCAGAGGACGUCUCCCAUGGAGGGGCGGUCCACGCCCGAGUCCGCAAGGCAUUUCUCGAUCGUCUCCCCAUAUUUCCUCAGCGACUCAGGCUUGAUGGAUCCCGCGACCCGAGCAUCCACGAUCUGCUCCAGCUCCCCCCGCUUCUGCCACUUCAUUCCCCACUCCGCCAGGUUCACCAUCUCUCUCGGGAGGGUGGGAUCGAUGACCGGUCUCGCGCACAGCACCUCCAGCAAGACUACCCCGAACGAGUACACAUCCGACUUCUCCGUCAACUGCUGCCUCCGGAAGUACUCGGGAUCCAGGUAUCCGAAGCUCCCCUUCACGGCGGUGCUGACGUGCGUCUGAUCCAGCUCAGGGCCGGUCUUGGAGAGCCCGAAGUCAGCCACCUUUGCCAGGAGAUUCUCGUCGAGCAGUAUGUUCGCAGAUUUCACGUCGCGGUGGAUGAUCGCCUUGACUUGACCGGUGUGAAGGUAGUGCAGUCCUCUCGCUGAUCCGAUGCAGAUCUCCAGCCUCUGCUUCCAACUGAGAGGAGGGAGGUUGGAGCCGUAGAGAUGGCUCUUGACCGUGCCCUUCUCCAUGUACUCGUAAACCAGAAUCAUCUCGUUCUUCUCGUCGCAGUACCCGAUGAGAGAAACCAGGUGGCGGUGGCGCAGGCGCGACAGCAGCUCGAUCUCAGUGCGGAACUCGUUGAGGCCUUGCUGAGAUGUCGGGUUCCCCCUCUUGACCGCCACCCUCGUUUCGUCCCUCAGCGCUCCCCUGUAUACCUUCCCGAAACCUCCAACCCCGAUCACCCAAUCCUCGUCGAAGUUGUUGGUCGCCUCAUGCAGCACCGCGAAGGAGAAACGAUAGCCGAGGCUUCCGUUCUGCCCGAUCGUGAAGACGGUUCCAUUGGACGUCCCGCUUACUGCGCUAUGAGAAGUGAAGCCAUUAAUGGAGAAAGGAGCCCAAGUUUUGGAAUACUUCUUCGCGAGCUUCCUCCUCCUCAGGACCCAGCAAACAACUAUGGCGGCGAUGGCCACCGCCGCGAUUGCUCCGAGGAUCGAGCCCAGUAUGACGCCAAAGUGCUUCUUGGAACCGGGCGGCGUGACGACCACGGCAGAACCAGCGGAGCCAUUGAUCUUCAUUAUCUCAAGGCCAUUGAGAAUGGCGUUCUGCACGUCACCGUUCAAGGUGGAAGGACUGAUGCCGACGCUAAGCUUAUCAGAUCCGACGUCUGCCUCCACAACGAAGUCCAUGAAGACAGCUGUGGCCAAGCUGUGUAAUGUAAUGGUAGCGAGAUCGAGAUCAUUAGCUGCAAGCCAGGUGUUGAUGUAGACAUUAAACAGCAGGUCGCCGGCCGCCUUGCUGACGAUAUCACAGAAGUGAAACCUUAUCAGGUAGCUCGACUUGGCGUCCACAUCGAAUUGCCAUGUGACGUUGAAGAGGGAGUUCGAAGUGUUUUGGGCAGCAUCCGACAGCUCUGCGGCUGAGGCGUAGACGGCAUCAGGGGCGGUCUCCUGGGUGGCUCCCCCCGGCACAUGAUUGAUUCUUCCGGAGUAGAUGACCUGCUGGGAGAGACCACUGGCAAGCAGAAACUUCCCAUCGGUUUCCCAUGUUCUCCACAGGGUGUCGUUGUUGGGGAGGAUCUGCGGCCCGCCCAUGUUGAUCCGAUACAUCGCCUCCAAUGGCUGCCCUGAUAAGCCCCGGUAGGUGCCCUGAGGUUGGACAGUCUUUGCGGCAUCCCCGAUCAGAUCGUCGGGAACGGAGACGACUUCUACGGCGUUCACGAAAGCAAGGGGAGAGCUUCCUGUUGGUGCAAAUGUAAGGAUGAGAGUGUCGCUGGUUAUGUUCAGGGAGAAUUCCUUGACGGCCGUGGCAUUCGCCUUCGGCUGGAAGUCGUCGAAGAGGGCCACGUCUUGAGCCGAGACGCUGAAGGUUGCAGCAGAGAGGUUGUAGCUCCGGUGGACGAAGGGGAAGAAGUAGAGGCGGAUGAAGUGUCUUCCAUGCGCCUUGAUUUGGAAGGAAUAGGAGGAGGGUGCUGGGAAGACCCGGGCGGUCUGGAAGAGGGCGGCGCCAUAGGAAGAAGGGAUCGAGCUCAGCGAGGCGUUGGCUAAGUUGUUCGAGGAGGGUGUCAAGGUGGAAGAGAGGGAGACAUCCGCGACGAACACUCUGCUGCCGAUGGUUGUAUUUGUCAACGAGCCACAGUCGAUCAGGUAGUUGUCUGCGGGGGUAAAUGUGCAGUGAACGCAUCGAAUCGCAGUGAUCAUGAAGAAGAUGAGACUCGCUUCGAUCGCUCCAAGGGCCAUCACGAAGCAACGGUGGCCAAGAUGGGGGUUCUUUCGCCAAUGCUGUCAAGGCGGAGGAAGAAGAAGAUGUAAUUGAGCCGCAGAGCCCAACUCACGGGCAAGAAACGAAAGGAGGAGAACAGGACAAGCCUAAUAAUCCAACUUCAAACCAGAACCCAUUUUUUCUUGAUCGAAACAUCAAAUGGCACCAAGAUUCAUGAAAAUGAACAUCGAAAAGAUCCAAAAGAACCAAUCUUGGGCGGGGCGCUACGAUCUACGGUGAAGAAGACCGAGAAGAUGACAGGCGGAGCAGGGGACUCCUAAUUUGCGAGCAACCGAAUAAAGAAGAAACAACUUGAGGCGAUCGGAAUCGGACUCAGAAAAGAGCAACAGCGAGGAUUAUACCGGAAAAGCAGAAGCAAAGAUUACACCUUUGGAGCUCAAGAGUCUCAGCAGAUCUGCAACACAGUGGCUCAGCAAAACAAAGAUCGCUCCUUUCCCAUGAUGGAUCCGAUGGGCCUGGAUUCAGAGAAGCAGCGGUGAACAGAGCCGUGUCAAUGCUCCAAAGCUGGAUUCAAGGAAGGCUGAAUUGGAAGACGGAGUAGGAUAACCAGCCACUCCUCUUCUCUAAGUAUUGAAUGGAAGGUGAGAUUUCUUAUUCGUAGAAAAGGGGAGUAGGUGUUCCCAGUGAGUGGGUUGCCACUCUUGCAUGUAGAUGUGUAUCAUGGUCAAUGUCUGGCUUCCAUUGUUGCAUCUCUCUGACCAUUGAUUGCGCAUCUCAGGAUCAAGCUGUCAUAUUCCAUCCAGAGAGAACACAGAAAACUGAGGUUAGCAUUGA
Molecule: messenger RNA, 11075 nt
Organism: Musa acuminata AAA Group (dessert banana)
Lineage: Eukaryota; Viridiplantae; Streptophyta; Magnoliopsida; Zingiberales; Musaceae
Exons: 3
Coding region: 2426-6427 (1333 amino acids)
Source: RefSeq, a predicted model, not a curated record